Malassezia japonica is the source of this 420-nucleotide messenger RNA. RefSeq names its product ribosomal protein S15 (gene RPS15). Gene Ontology annotation, molecular function: structural constituent of ribosome. Gene Ontology annotation, biological process: ribosomal small subunit assembly; translation. The record is from RefSeq and is a predicted model, not a curated record. Lineage: Eukaryota; Fungi; Basidiomycota; Malasseziomycetes; Malasseziales; Malasseziaceae. The transcript has 4 exons. Bases 1 to 420 code for a protein of 139 amino acids. Gene Ontology annotation, cellular component: cytosolic small ribosomal subunit; ribosome.
AUGUGCCGCAAGAGGACCUUCAAGAAGUUCCAGUACCGCGGUGUCGACCUCGACCAGCUGCUGGACCUUCCCAACGAGGAGUUCGUCAAGCUUGUGCACGCCCGUGCCCGCAGGCGCUUCCAGCGCGGCCUUACCCGCCGCCCCAUGGCCCUGAUCAAGAAGCUGCGCAAGGCUAAGAAGGAGACUCUCCCUAACGAGAAGCCUGCGAUCGUCAAGACGCACCUGCGUAACAUGAUUGUCGUCCCUGAGAUGAUCGGCUCCGUCAUCGGCAUCUACAACGGCAAGGUCUUCACCACCGUUGAGAUCAAGCCCGAGAUGACCGGCCACUACCUCGGUGAGCUGGCCAUCAGCUACAUCCCCACCCGCCACGGCAAGGGCAGCCUGGGCAAGGAUGCGAGCCGCUUCAUCCCUCUGUACUAA